This is a messenger RNA of Saprolegnia diclina VS20, 1607 nucleotides long. RefSeq lists its product as hypothetical. The coding region runs from base 23 to 1546 and encodes 507 amino acids. Lineage: Eukaryota; Oomycota; Saprolegniomycetes; Saprolegniales; Saprolegniaceae. Gene Ontology annotation, cellular component: U2-type spliceosomal complex. The transcript has 3 exons. Gene Ontology annotation, biological process: mRNA splicing, via spliceosome. The record is from RefSeq and is a predicted model, not a curated record.
UUUGGACGGACGAGCAAGCAGCAUGUCGUUGGCGUUCCUGGCGAAGAAGAGCUGGCAUACGUCCAACCUCAAGAACGUCGAGAAGGUAUGGAAGGCCGAGCAGAAGCAUGCGCAAGAAGAGAACAAGCUCCUCGAGCUGCGGAAAAACCUCGAGGAGGAGCGCCAGCUCAAAGAGCUCCGUGAGAUGCAAGCCAAAAUGUCGGGCGGCAAGGUCGAUCAAACGCAGCGCGUCGACUGGAUGUAUGAUGGUCCGAUGGCGGCGUCGCAGACCGAGCGCACGGCCGAGGACUAUUUGCUCGGGAAGGAAUACAAGCCCGCGCCCGAAGAGAACCAGCUCAAGCAACUCGCAGCGCAGCCAGGCUCGCUGUACAUGAGCGCUGCGCCGUCGGCCGUGAACGAUUCGUUCUCUCGCCUCAACGAAGACCCGAUGAUGAUGAUCAAGCGCCAGCAAAAAGCCGCGCAGCUCGCGGUGCUCAAGAACCCGGCCAAGAUGAAGCACCUCAAGGACAAGGUCGAGCAGGAGCUCUCGGAGCGCAAGGCAGCCAAGAAGGCCAAGAAGGAAGCCAAAAAGGCCAAGAAGGAGAAGAAGCGGGCCAAAGACUCGUCGCCCCCGCGGUCGGCGAGCCGUGAGAAAUCGACCCGCGGUCUCGCCCGAGAGCACCGCACUGCGCAGCACUCGAAGAGCCCGAUCCGGCAUCGCUCCCGAAGCCCUCGUCGCCGCAUUCCGGUGGAUGAUCGCCGACGUUCGCACAAGCGGUCGCUGAGCCCCCGGCGGCGGAGCCCGUCCAUGGAUCGGCGGCAAAGUCCCUCCAAAAGCAAGCGCCGCCGUUCGCGCAGCCCGAUUUUGCGGCAAAAGCGCAGCCAGAGUCCGCGGCGUCGGUCCCCAAGCCCGCGCCGCCGUCAUCACUCGCCGAGUCCGCGCCGCAGCCGUCGGUCAUCCAGCCCACGCCGCCGCCAGCGGUCCCCGAGCCCGCGUCGUGGUCGUCCCUCGCCGAGUCCUCGUCGUCGUCGCUCGCCAAGUCCUCGCCGUCGUUCGCCAAGCCCGACGUCGACCAAGCCAGUCUCGCCGGCCAAGGAGUCCACGAAGGCGCAGCCACCCCCACGCAAGGGGUACGGUCUCAUUGGCGGUGAAAAUGCGCGCAAGUGCAAGGACGUCGACACGGAGAGCUUGGGCCCGAGCCGCAAGCUGCUCGAGCUCGCGCGCCAAAAGAAGGAGCAAGACGCGGCCGCGCUUGACGAGCGACUCAAGCGGGCGCGCGUGAUGACGCAAACGGAUACGUCGGACCGCGACGCGCGUCUGCGGGAGAUGGCUGAGGACGCCAAGCGCCGCGAAGUCAUUUUGGAAGACCGGCUGCGCGCCAAAGAGGCGGCCAAAGCCAAAGAAGAUGCGUUGCCGCAGGAGUCCACCCACGGGUCGAACCCGACGUUCCUCCAAGAACUCAACCACGCUGCGUACAUUGGCUCGAACGAAACCAUGAGCGAGCGCUUGAACCGCAACAAACACUACAUUCAGCGCAAUGCCAACAGCAACAACUUUAUGAACUAACUAACAUUGGUGUCGUGUUCGACGUGCAUGACGAGUCGACCAUCACCCGACCAUGUCGGAG